UAAAGUUUAUAUAAGUAUCCCAAAUAGAUAAUGCAUUUUUCAAUAUUAAUUUCGUUCUUUUUAAUCUGCAGUUUAGCAAUGCCUACAGGAAGAAGAGAACUUACAUUUACAAAGGAGAAUUGUCAUGCAUGUUGCAAUGCUCUAAAUCUUCCAGAAGAAAUAAAAAAUAAUUGCAACUAUUCGUGCAUCAAAAAGUAUUCAUCACAUAUUAAGUAUAAUUCAGUACGUGAUUGCUUAAGGGGUUGUAAUAUUAUAGCACAAGAAUGCAGAGAUGGUUGCAUUUCAGCAUGUGAAUCUAUGUUCAUAAAAAGUAACAGAAUUAGAACUAUAAUAGAACAAGGAUUUCAAGACCGUAUUCAUAUUUGGGAGUGA
Molecule: messenger RNA, 372 nt
Organism: Ceratosolen solmsi marchali
Lineage: Eukaryota; Metazoa; Arthropoda; Insecta; Hymenoptera; Agaonidae
Exons: 6
Coding region: 31-372 (113 amino acids)
Source: RefSeq, a predicted model, not a curated record